AUGGCGCCGAAACAACAGCGCUGUAGUAUCAAGGAGAAGCGUGAAGGUGCGCAGCUCGCAAUUCAAGUCGGCGUCGACGAGGCUGCGUACCAGCUCGGGCGACCCCGCGGAACUGUGUUCGGAUGGUGGAAGCAAGCCGACAGGCUUUUCGCUUUCCGCGGAAACUCGCGUUCGCCAACUCUGAAGGGGCAGGGACGCAAGGAAAUAUUUCCUAGCGUCCCAGCCCUUGUUACAUUUAUGAAGGGCACGCGCACAGACGAAAAGGCCCUAUCGACGCAUGCAAUGAUCGACUACAUGUGGCUACUAGAGCCUGAGUGGUGUGCAAGCUACAUGGACAGCCACAAAAGCCCUGAGCAGUCGCUAGAAAAAAUGUGUCAACGCAUUUGCAAACGGUAA
Messenger RNA from Phytophthora sojae, 396 nucleotides. RefSeq lists its product as hypothetical. Bases 1 to 396 code for a protein of 131 amino acids. The record is from RefSeq and is a predicted model, not a curated record. The transcript has 2 exons. NCBI's taxonomy places the organism in Eukaryota, Oomycota, Peronosporomycetes, Peronosporales, Peronosporaceae.